UGCCAGAUUCAAAAUGGCUUUAAACUAAAAACCUUUAGGGGAAAUGAUCUCACUAGACAAAGGGAACAUUGUAAACCUCUGCAGUCAGAUCACAAAGCUGUCUCACCCAGUGAAUUUUGCUUGAGGGUGCAAGAUAUAAGGAAUUUGAUUCAUAUGGAUCUUCCAACUUUAUUUAACUCACCUUCUCUCACAUAAGACAUUCAGUCUACAAAGAGCUUGAUCACCAAAAUCCUGUCGAGACACCGACAGAUGGCACAGGAUCCAUCUAUUCAUUGCAUUCAGUGUUUUAUUGCAUCAGCACUCUUUUUGACUGGCAAUGGCACAUGCACAACCCCACUUAUUUUUACGUUUGAAUACCCUGACUAUGGAUAAGUAGCUCAUGCAACCACACUUCACUAAAUCAAAACUGUUCCUUUCAAUAUGAUCCACAAGGUUGCAGGGUGACAGCUGUGUUCUGCUGGAUAGUGACUAUAUAUUCUGCACAGUGUUGCCUGUUGUGUGUCUUCAAAUUGAUGUGUGCUGUAAAACCAAUCGAUCUAUUGUCCCCGUCUUGUUUCCCCCACAUCUCAGGUCUCAGGUUUUAUGUGUUUGUUCAGAUCAUAAUAUGUGAGGCUUUCUCACUUUCUAUGAUUAAUGCUGUGAUGUCAGUAUGAUGGCAGGAAGUAGGGAGGGGACAUCCUCCUACUUCUGCUUUUCACUCAACAAAAUCACCCCCAGGAAUGUACAAAGCAAUAAUUCAGCUUGUUUUAGUCGGUUGAUUUUAACAAUGGAAAGUUUGAUUCUGAUUAUUCUGCUAGUUAUGCCAGGUGUCUGGAGUGAAGCCUGGAAAGUGACUUUUGAAGAUCAGUGUGCUUUGAAAGGGACAUCGGUAGUCAUCAAGUGCAAGUAUGAAUAUCCUUCAGGUCAGCGAGUCACUGAAGGCGGCUGGUAUAGAGCCAAGUAUGUAUAUGGCAGGCGGAGGCUGUCUCGCCUUUCAACACCCUCCACACCUCCAGAUCACUUUAAGUUUGUGGGCAACGCCUUUGGUGACUGUAGCCUUAAGGUCAAUGGUGUACAACACAGGGAUGAAGGAGCAUACGCUUUCGGUUUUGUGACAACACAUGACAGAUGGACAAGUAAAUCAUCAGCCUAUUUGUCCGUCACAGAAUUGACCGCUGUGGUACAGCCGAGGACUGUGACAGAGGGAGAUAACGUCAGUCUGACCUGUAUGUCAGGAUGUCCUACACAUGUAAACACUGUCUGGUUCAGAGAUGGACAACGGGUGCAAAAUCCAGUCUUCCAGGCCGGGAGCGAGGAUGCUGGGAGGUACCACUGUGCCGUCCUGGGACAAGAGAUGGUCAGAUCUGCUUCCAGAGCUCUGAAUGUUCUUUAUGCUCCGAGUAAUGUCACACUGUCAGUGAGUCCAUCAGUCGCCAAAGGAAGUUUAGUGACUCUCACCUGCAGCAGUGAUGCCAAUCCUCCUGUGACACACAGUGGAUACAGCCUGUAUAAAGGUGGACUCUUCAUCAGUUCAGGACAGAAUCAUACCAUCUCUGACAUCCAGCUCAGCCACAAUGGACUGUACUACUGUCAGGCAACCAAUAAUAUCAGCAGGAGGGGCAUCAACCUGAUUAAUUCCACUGAGCUUCACCUGGAUGUCCAGUAUCGUCCAGAGAAUAUUUCCAUUUUAAUGGACCCGCCACAUGUUGUUGAGGGCAGCAGUGUGAUUCUGACCUGCAGCAGUGUUGCUAACCCCGCAGCUGACAACUACACCUGGUACAGAAGCACUGUUUCCAGCUCCAUGCUCCAGGUGGGAUCAGGACAGGUGCUGUCUCUCUCCUCUGUGGACGCGUCCCACACUGGACUCUACCUCUGCAUGGCCAGGAACCAACUGGGGGAAAACAACUCAACUGAGAUGCUGCUGGCAGUGAAGGAAAAGUACAGAGGUGGACAGACAUUAAUAACUGGAAUUGGAGUUUCUAUUUUUGCGACACUUGUGUUCGCUCUUCUUUUGUUCUGGCUAAAACAGAGGACCCGUGCAGAGAAAAAACAGACUGUGUACGAGGACCCGAGGUCUUCAGCCUCUGAAGAUCCAUCUAACAGCAUUUAUGCUAACAUCUACACGUUGCCAACUUGUCCUCCACCUGCUGCUCAGGACAUCAUUCCUCGAUCACAGAGGCACCAUGAACAUGAUGCCCCUGAGUCUAAUGAAGAUGAGGUUACCUACUCAACAGUGACCAUAAAACCCAGAAACCCCAGUCUUCCACAUCGCAUGGACCACAGCAGAGCGCCACAUGACUCCUGGUCCACAGCUGGAGAGGAUGACAACUCUGUGAUCUACGCUUCACUGGCAAAGUCCAGCUGAAUUUGAUUGAAACCUUUCACUCCUUUGGAUGUUUCAUUAUCAUCAAGAAAUUCAUCUAACUCUUAAGUGGGGCUGGGAAUUGUUUAAAUAUUUUAAGGUUACAGAUACCUUGACUUCUGGAUUUUAUAAAAGAAAUUAUGAAAAAAAGAAAUUUCCUCACACCAAUCUUUAUUUUUAAGCUCAUUUACACUUAUGUGACAAGCAUCUCAAAAUACAAUAACACACACAUGUGGGCAGUGGCGGUUCUAGACCAAUUUUACUGUGGGGGCCAAGGAGGGGCCAGUGUUUAAUCAGAGGGGCACAUUAGCACAUGAAAAAAUGGCAAAGAUGAUAUUUAAGCAUUCAAAAUCUUUGAAUGUCUUGAAAGAGACACAACAUGACCAAAAAAGACACAAAAUGAGAAGACAGAAUAACCAAAAAAACACACACACAGAAGACAUAAAAAUGACAAAAAAAGACACAAAAUGACCAAAAAAAGACACAAAAUAACUAAAAAAGACACAACAACAGACACAAAAUUACA
Molecule: messenger RNA, 2867 nt
Organism: Centropristis striata (black sea bass)
Lineage: Eukaryota; Metazoa; Chordata; Actinopteri; Perciformes; Serranidae
Product: B-cell receptor CD22-like
Exons: 11
Coding region: 650-2344 (564 amino acids)
Source: RefSeq, a predicted model, not a curated record